This is a messenger RNA of Dendrobium catenatum, 683 nucleotides long. RefSeq names its product leucine-rich repeat protein 1-like. The record is from RefSeq and is a predicted model, not a curated record. Lineage: Eukaryota; Viridiplantae; Streptophyta; Magnoliopsida; Asparagales; Orchidaceae. Gene Ontology annotation, molecular function: protein binding. The annotation marks the transcript as partial. The transcript is spliced from 5 exons.
AGACCUAGGCAAUUCAAACUUGGUUGGUCAACUUGUGCCUGAUCUUGGAAAACUGGAACAUUUGCAGUAUUUAGAAUUGUACAAAAAUGAUAUUCAAGGAACCAUCCCUGCAGAACUUGGCAACUUAAAGAAUUUGAUAAGCUUGGACUUGUACAACAACAACAUAUCAGGGUCUAUUCCUCCAGCCUUGGGCAAAAUCAAGUCUCUAGUAUUCUUGCGGCUUAAUAACAACAAGCUUAGUGGGAGAAUCCCAAGGGAGCUGGCUGAAGUUUCUGGCCUCAAAGUUGUAGAUGUCUCCAACAAUAAUCUUUGUGGCACCAUUCCCACUACUGGUUCAUUCGAACACAUCCCGUUAAACAAUUUUGAGAACAAUCCUCGUUUGGAAGGGCCAGAGCUACUUGGUCUUGCAUCCUAUGAUACAAACUGCUAAGAGCCUAACAAGACUCAAAACUUUGGAAAAGGUACAUUUUAUACUACAAAAUCUAAGCUUAAAAUAUAAACUUAUGAGCAGUGGAAGAACCGUAUUGCCUUUAUGUUGUAUGUAUGUAGAUAGUGGGCUUGUCCUGCCAUGUAACGAUUUCCUGAAGAAAACAAGCUAAGUAGUUAGUUAAGAACCUUGUUGUAUUAAACCUGGUGUUUCAGAGAACAUUAAGAUUACCAAUAGUUCAUAAUUUUUUUUAAGA